CAUUUUCACAUUUAUCACAUUGAUUGUUCAGCCAGCGUUCCAGGGACAGAAAUGGGGGAGGGGCUGUCCUUGCCCAGGAAAGGGUGGAGUCUCCUUCUGUCUUCUUCACAGUUGGCCUAGGAAAGGUGCACACUCUUAACCACCCCUGGGUUCCCCUGUCGCCUUACAGACCCUGCCCUGCCCCGGCUACAGGGGGACCAGGAAGGGGCCAGCUGAGUCUGGGACAUUCCUGCCCGGAGAGAGUCAGGCCCUAGUGCACAGAAGGAUGUGGGUGUGGUCGGUGCGGGCACUGACAGGGGGUGGGGCACAUACGUCUCUGGGGAGCUCACUCAGAGGUUCCAGGUUGUAGCCCCUAUGGAAGUUCCUGGGUCCGGGGACUAGAGUGAGACUGUUCCCCACUCAUGUCUGGGCAGCAGAUGCCCAACCAGUGGCUCCCUCUGUCCACCCUUGGCCAGGGAGGGUCCUGGCCUCCCUCUCUGCUGGUGGGGACCCCUCAACACCCUCUCUUCUCUCCUCUCUGGAGCCCUGCCUGGGUGCAUGGCUUGUACAGUGAGUUACUGAGAAUUGAACUCUGGACAGCACCUGGCCCCCAGUUUGCUUUGAACAUUUCAGUCUGAGGCCAUCUUUGUCAUCAAAUGAGAAGGUUCACAGAUGUGCAGGUGUGCUGAUAGUCCAACCUUUCUGGUGUGUAAAACUAGAAGGAGAAAUAGACAACAUGCCUGUUUCUGUGAUGGGCCGUAAAGUGGAUUUUACAGAUUUGGAGACAUUCUGGAAGAUCCAGACCUGUCUGGAUCAGAGAGGGGAGCAGGCAUGGGGCAGUCAUGAGUCCAGUGGGGCCUGGGCUGGCAGGAGCAACAGGGAGGAGGAUGUGCCCGGGGGGGGUGAGCUGGGGAGACCCUGGAACCCAAGGCUGAGGACCCAGAGGCAGGAGACGCAGGAGAUGCCCCAGGGAUGCUGAGCAAAGCGUUGUCCUGUGAUGCAGCUGUCCUGGGUCUCCCUGUAGAAAGCUCACGUGUGGGCUGUCCUGGCCGUGGGUCCAGGGCUGUAUUUGCUCCAGGGGCAUUUGAUGCAGGUUAAGCCAGGGAAAGGCCAUUGCUCUGGGCAGCAGGAGCCACCGGAAAGGGUUGGGGAAGGGGGAAGGGUUGGGUCCUCCCACAGUCCCACAGGGCACAGGAAGUAAUUGGGGCUGAGAGCAGAGUUGGCUGGAUUGGGAUGACACCCCCGAGGAAGGACAGGCCUGUGGGGGAACAUGAGCAAGGACCACAGCCCAUCUAUGUCUGAGAACCCCAAAGUUGGUACAGGUGCGGUCUCUGCCCAGGUGGGCUGUGGGUACCACGGGGUGUCCUGCUGGGUGUGCCUCAAGUGUGAACUGGGAAGGGUGGUCUCUGGUCAGACUCACACAACACACCAAGAUGAGCUCACACCGGAACCACCCGAGACUCAAAUGGGAGUUGACAGCCCCCAGGGAACAUCUUCUUGACUAGAGGAGUCCAACAUCGGGAGACAGAAUUGGAGGGGUCCUCACGGCAGAGAACAGGGCCUCUUCUGGUCUGUCCAUGACGAGUGGUGCCCACCAAGAUGACAGGGACACUGCUGAGGAGGGAGGAUCGCUCCCACCUUCCUCUGAGGUUUCCACCUCAGUGAGCACCGGCCAGCCUGGGAGGGUGAAGAGCUGUGCUCGGUCUGGGUGGCCAGGGUGGGACUGUCCCCAGGACGUGGACUCCCCUGCAUGGGACAGCUGGCCAAGGACAGGGGGGUCUAGUAAGAGCCAGGACAGGGGAUUAGGCAGGACAGGGAGCAGCCCCCGGGCCCACAGGGCCGGCACCUUCUAGGGGCAGCUGUGCUGCGUGCAGCAGGUGCACCCAGGAAAGGAUGGUACCAGACUUGCCGCCGGGACUCGGGGGCUCACUUGGGGCAGGAGCACAGUGUCCCUCACAUUUCUACAGGGCCCAGAGGUGGGAGAAAGGGCACAGGGUGGCCCUUCUGAGGGGGGAUGUGUCCCUGCUGGGAACUCUGUUUGCUGGGAGGGGCUGGACCUCUAGGUACCUUUCAGAGCCUUUAGCAUCUCCCCUGGAUAAUGGGGAUGAAAGCACUCCUCACUCUAGUUUACAAUUAUUAGGUACACUGAUGCAUAGGAGGAUGCAGGACCUGCUCAUCUCCCAUCUCUACAGCCAGAGAAGACGCAGGACGCUAACAGACAGCCCAGGAUGCAGCAGGUACCAGGGAGCCUGGACCGGGCACAUCCUCACCGGCCGCAGGGGAGGACAUAGGGGUGGCUGCCCUUGAGCCUGCUCUCUGGGGUGCUGAGUGUUAUUCAGGGCCUUUCUCCAGGGUGUGGAUACCUGUCCUCUCACCUGCCCCCUGGUCUCCUGCCUGCCAGAUUCCUGCGGCCCAAAGGGAGCAAAGUGGGGCCGGGUCUACAUCCCCAUUGUCACUCCACAGCGUCCGGUGGGUCAACUGUCAGAGUAGGCACAUCAAAACCAAAGCUGGCCAGAAGGCAUGGCAGAGAACUUCCUUGUUCUGAUGCUGACGUGGGUGGCAUGCGUGGCCUGAGUUGGAGAAGGGGUGGGGCAGGGUAUCACUGACUCAGCAGCUUCCAGGUCGCUUUGAUGAUAUAUUAAGGCUCUCGAAUCCUAAGAGAAUGUUGGUGAAGAUCUCAACAUCACGCCUUGAGCAAGUCGCAGGAGCGGGAGGACAUAGACCAGGAACCGAGAAGAGACAAGCACGUGGACGGCAGCCCAGCAUCCGGGCUCAGACACUUGAUGGAUCCAUGCACAUUCACUUCCAACUUUAACAAUGGCAUUGGACGCCACCAGACCUACUUGUGCUACGAGUUGGAGCGCCUGGACAAUGGCACCUGGGUCCUGAUGGACGAGCACAGGGGCUUUCUACGCAACAAGGCUAAGAAUCUUCUCCAUGGUGUUGACGGCUGCCACGCGGAGCUGUGCUUCCUGGGCCAGGUUCCUUCUUGGCAGUUGGACCCGGCCCAGACGUACAGGGUCACUUGGUUCAUCUCCUGGAGCCCCUGCUUCAGCUGGGGCUGUGCCGAGCAAGUGCGUGCGUUCCUUCAGGAGAACACACACAUGAGACUGCGCAUCUUCGCUGCCCGCAUCUAUGAUUACGACUCCCUGUAUCAGGAGGCACUGCGAACGCUGCGGGAUGCUGGGGCCCAAGUCUCCAUCAUGACCUACAAGGAAUUUGAGCACUGCUGGGACACCUUUGUGGACCGCCAGGGACGUCCCUUCCAGCCCUGGGAUGGACUAGAUGAGCACAGCCAAGCCCUGAGUGGGAGGCUUCGGGCCAUUCUCCAGAAUCAGGGAAACUGAAGGAUGGGCCUCAGUCUCUAAGGAAGGCAGAGACCUGGGUUGAGCCACAGAAUAAAAGUUCUUCUUCCAAGAAAUGCAAACAGGCCAUUCACCACCAUCUCCAGCCGCUCACAGACACCAGCAAAGCCAGGUGCUCCUGACAAGUAGAUUUUUAAAAAAUCAGAGUGAAUUAAUUUUAAUUGAAAAUUUGUCUUAUGUUCCAAGUAUACAAUAAUAAGAUUAUGCUUAAUAUUCUCAGAAUGCUUUUUAAUUUAUUAAUGAAAUGAUUAAUUGGCUUCAUAUCUAAACUAAUAAAACAUUAAGAAUCUUCCAUUAUUGCUU
Molecule: messenger RNA, 3647 nt
Organism: Piliocolobus tephrosceles (Ugandan red Colobus)
Lineage: Eukaryota; Metazoa; Chordata; Mammalia; Primates; Cercopithecidae
Product: DNA dC->dU-editing enzyme APOBEC-3A-like
Exons: 5
Coding region: 2763-3326 (187 amino acids)
Biological process (GO): cytidine to uridine editing; defense response to virus; negative regulation of single stranded viral RNA replication via double stranded DNA intermediate
Cellular component (GO): cytoplasm; P-body; nucleus
Molecular function (GO): cytidine deaminase activity; zinc ion binding; RNA binding
Source: RefSeq, a predicted model, not a curated record